Molecule: messenger RNA, 14239 nt
Organism: Pantherophis guttatus
Lineage: Eukaryota; Metazoa; Chordata; Lepidosauria; Squamata; Colubridae
Gene: ZNF704
Product: zinc finger protein 704
Biological process (GO): regulation of transcription by RNA polymerase II
Cellular component (GO): nucleus
Molecular function (GO): DNA-binding transcription factor activity; RNA polymerase II cis-regulatory region sequence-specific DNA binding
Source: RefSeq, a predicted model, not a curated record
GAGCCGCAGGGAAAGGCUAGCAAAAGACCCCGCUCUGUCCGUCCACCCAGCUCGCCCGCCCUUUCGCCAACAUCUGGGAAGCGGCGCUGACCUGCAGAGGGGAGCUAUCCCAGCAAGGUCCCUAAGUCCCCGCGGGGCCAAAGCGCCCGAUGGCUGCAACGGCGCGCCCGGCCUUCCUGCCCAGCCCAGCGCAUCCGCUGUAAGCGGCGGCGGCGGCUGCACCACCUCUGCUGCCUUGCCGCGAGUGCCUUGGCUGUAGCGGCAAUAGCCGCCGCCGCCGCCGCCGCCGCUCCCGCCCCCUCGCUCAGCCUUGCCCACCGCCCAGCCGAGCCGAACCGAGCCCACUCCUCCUCGGUGCGGCGCGCUGAGCGGUGCUGGGCGCGGCCAUGCAAGCGCGGCGUCUGGCCAAACGCUCCAGUCUGGGCAACCGGCGCUUGAACACGGCGGGGCCGCCCUCGGCCGCGCAGCCUUUCCCGGAAUCGGGCGGCCGCGGCACAGCCAAGACCGAAAACUCCUGGAGGCCGCCUCGGCGAGAGGGCUCGGCGGCCGCCCUCGAGGAGGAGGACGAAGAGGAGGACGUGGUGGUGGACGUCGAGGAGGACGACGACGCCGACGAGGCGGAGGAGCUGGCCGGGUCGGGCAAGGGCCACGCGGCCGCCCGGGUAAGCCUGAAGGUAACCAGCAUAAAGCGUGAAAUGACCUUUGCAGCAUUUCAAAAGGAAGACCUAAAAAGUGAUCUAAAUCAAAAACAUUCAGAUCAGCAAUUUUUUGUGUUGGCUAUGAAGGAAGAAGAUUCAAAAACAGCAGACACCAAAAAAUUUGGCAGAAUUCAUGAUCAUGAAAAAGAAAAUACUCGUUCUAUCUGUCUUCUUGAACAGAAGCGCAAAGUUGUAUCUUCAAACAUUGAUGUGCCUCCUACAAGAAAAUCUUCAGAAGAAGUGGACAUGGAUAAAGUCACGGCAGCUAUGGUUCUAACUACUUUAUCCACCAGCCCUUUGGUUCGCAGCCCCCCAAUCCGUCCUAAUGAAUCCUUAAAUGGAUCCUGGAAAGAAGGAGGAUUUGUGCCUUCCAGUACCAGUAGCAGUGGGUAUUGGAGCUGGAGUGCUCCAAGUGACCAAUCAAACCCAUCCACUCCAUCACCUCCCCUUUCUGCUGACAGCUUCAAACCAUUUCGAUUACCAUCUCAAACUGAUGAUGGCAUUGACGAAGCUGAAACUAGCAGUCUUCUUUUUGAUGAACCCAUUCCUAGGAAAAGGAAGAACUCCAUGAAAGUAAUGUUUAAAUGCCUUUGGAAAAACUGUGGAAAGGUCCUAAGCACUGCUGUUGGCAUUCAGAAACACAUCCGGACUAUUCAUCUAGGACGUGUAGGAGAAUCUGACUACAGUGACGGAGAGGAAGAUUUUUACUACACAGAGAUACGUCUCAACACUGACUCAGUAGCGGAUGGAUUAAAUAGUUUAUCUCCAGUUUCACCCUCUCUAGCAUCUCUUCCUUCUUUUCCAUCCCAAGAUGGGAACAGAAGUGAACUAUCAUGUGCCAAAACAGAUGCUAAAGGGAUGACGCCUCUAAGCCGUUCAGCUCCUACCAACCUCUACCUCAUUCACUCUGACCACGCUUACCAGGCUACAGCUCCUGUGAACAUUCCAGGUUCAGCCAAGUUCACUCCCAAUGGAAAAAGCUUUAGCAUCUCUUGGCAAACACCCCCAGUUACCUUCACUGGCCUUCCACUUUCACCAACUCACACACGGCAUGUGGGGAUCGGAGAACAAAAGCACCAGAUCCACGCUGUUCUUUCAUCACCACCUAGAGCGUCAGUUGGCCUCAGAAAACCUAGAGGAGAGGGCAAGAAAUGUCGCAAAGUGUAUGGGAUGGAGAAUAGAGAUAUGUGGUGUACAGCUUGUCGUUGGAAGAAGGCCUGCCAAAGGUUUAUUGAUUGAAGCCCAGAAACAAUACGGAGUUGUGUAUAAUAGGGUUCCCUUGCUGCAACCGUGUAGUGUGACUCUUCCCACCUCCUUGAGCGCUGACAUCUGUUGAAGACUGGCACUCUAAAGCAAAUAUAUUCAUUUCAAGAGAAAGGACUUCUCAAAAACCUAUACGCAGCAAUAUAGGAAAAACUUAAAAAUCUUUAUCAAGUUUUGAAUCAGGAGCAGCUAUAUGCAUCUUUCUUUAAAAGAACAGGACAAAAUCUGUUUUUAAUACCUUGAACAACUCGCCUAUCAGGACAUUUGUCUUACAUACUACAUCAUGAUCAGUAUUUCACCUUUGGAAUCACUUAAAACCAAGAUUGAGUGAUGCUACUUUUCUUAGAAUGAAGUAAAUAAAACACAAAUACACGCGUGCAUACACAAGACACACUAAACUUUAGAAAUAAGCUACAUUUUUCUCAAGAGCAGCUCUCCCAAAAGUGGUAAAUAAUUCUGUUGUGAACAGUCUUGAUUCAGCGUCUGGUGCUUGUCCUUUAAGGAUAAUGGAAAGAUGCUUUGCUAAAGGGGCAAGAAAUUUAAGAGUGAUCUCAAACUCAGACCUGAAGGUUGAGCACCUCUUGUAUCUGUCCCAAAGAAGGCUAGUUGGGGUACAAUCACCAGCAGUCCUACGCAAAAAACAAAACAAAAAAACCCACACACGGGAAAGAAGUCUGAUUUUAAAUGAACUUGGAUUGAAAUCAGCAUACAUACCAACAAAGUUUGGGUUCCAGGAUAUCUUCUUAGAUGCAAGUACUGGAAAAUGUUGUACAUCUCACAGUGCUAAAGGCUUUGCUCAGACUAAUGGGCAGCCCAGUGGACUUCAUCAACAUUAAUUCAGGGAUGUGAUCGACCCAGCAGCUUUUCCCCUGCUUUUUACGCCAUUUCUAGGUUAACAUUUUAGUUCAAAGAGCAAAUUAACACUUCAGGGGAUAGAAACUAGAAGGACAAACUGGUUUCCCACUUCCCCGACAUGUAAAAUAUGAGUGCAGCAAAGCAGAUGUCUGUAUGUAAAAAAUCCCAUUGAUUAUAAAGUUCUAUCAAUAUCAAAAAUAAAAGCCUUCACGAUGGCUUGCACUUUCAUAGGUUUCUGUGCUUUAGUGUAAUUUAAACUUCAUUUGGCCCAUGACAUAGACAUAGUUAUGGUGUAAAUUGAACUAAUGCUUGAGAAUCAGUAGAAAGUUUGGACAUAGGUUACUGGAAAUAAUGUCUACAGAUUGCCUAUUAAAAUAAAGGAAUUCCUAUAAGAGCACUACCACAUAUUAAUAUAAAUACGGCUUGUGCUCAAGACUUUCCUGGUGGAUUUUGUCCUUUGAUAUUAACUCCAGUGGGAUGAGAUAGGUAUCCCAAGUUGGGAAAACAAGAGCAAGAUUGGGAGCCCUUGAUGCUGUUGUAUGAUGACAAGUCAGAAAUAAAUUUUAUUGGGGAAGGGGGGUAGAGGAACCGCUGAUGGAUUAUAUUAUAAAUCACUAUUAUCUAGAGUGUCUACCUAUAAUAAAUAUAAAAAAGCACAAAUUUUAAUUAAAACACAGAAUAUUAAGCUAGGGAUGACUCUUAUAUAAACUUCAGAACAAUUAAGUUAGCUUUGAUGCUAUGAUAAUAUUAAAAUAAUUCAGGUAGGCCUGGAACUGUCUUCCAAAAUAAGGCUAUCUGGUUGAAAACACUUCUACUGUACUGAUAAAAGGCUUCUUGUACUAAGCAUUUUCAUCAGAUACUCAUCCAGUUUUCUCAUCUUCAAAAAGCGCAAUUUUAUAGCAUGUUAUUCCGCUCAUAACUAGCAGAGAAUAGGAAAUUUCUUUCUUGAGAUUUGGUAGGAAAGUAAGAAAAAGGAAUGAAAUCAACACAUUAUUUUUUUCCUUUAUAGGUGGUCUUUAACUGUACAGCUUAACUAUCAUAAGAUUUAGGAAAAUCUGAAGUUUUAUGUGCUUAUCUAUUUAUUUAACAGAAAAUUGUAUUUGUCAGGGAUUUCUUUAGAUCAUAGUAUUUACAGGCAGCUGACAACUAACUUUGAAAGUAUAUCAUAUAAUAAUCACAUCUGCAUUCUAACUUGAAUGUGUUAUUUUGCAGUCUUAUAAUUGUGUUGAAAUAUAUCUCUGGCUACAUGCAUGGUCUGUCCAAAAUUCACUGAUAAAUUGUUCUGACCUGCUGCUUUAUGGUCAAUAUAUAUCCUGGAGGAAAUACUAAGUAUGGCUUUAUGUAUUUUUUCCUAAUUUCACAUACAGAAAAGUAAUAGAGUUUAUAUUUUCUGGCAUUCCUGUUUAAUUGAUAUGAUAAAUGAUAAAUGAUAAAUGAUAGGGCUACAGGCAGAAAGCACAGAAGAUUUCCACUGUAGUCAAAAUUAGGCUAAGUAGACUAAUGGUUUGAGCUAACCAGACAGCUUAAUAAAAUUAAGCUAACAUUCUUGAUAUAGAAAAAACAAACUCAAAAUCACCUGGGAAGCUAGAGUGCUAUAACAAAUUACUAAUUUUUUCAUACAUUGAAAGUAUGUGUGCAUUUACUUUAACAAAAGUUCAGGCUGAUUUUCUUUCAUUGGGGUUUAUUUGCAUCUAUUAGUUUGGUAUUUCUUUUCACAGGAUGUAUGCCAUACAAUUUUUAAAAAAUUAUAACUUAAUUGAAUCAGCUGUUGGUGUAAAUUGUGAUCACGUGCCCUAGAGAUACCAAGACAUAAGUGGAAAAAUUAUUCUAAGAUGUAUGGGUUGGUUAUUGUUGGAAAUAAGUGAUUUAUUACAUAUGUAUUCAAAUUGAGAUAGAGAUUAUAAUAUAUGCCAAAUAAUAUUGGUAAAUUUAUUAUUCGUACUUUAUGUUAUGUUCUCAAAUCAAAAGUAAAUACAUGCUAUUAUAAUCAGACUCCGCAUUCACAGGAAUUUUAAACUUAGUCAUUCAGUAUUUUUAUUGCACAUUUUUCUAAUUAACUGCACUCUUGAGGGCUAGAAAUUUUUAAAGAUUGAAAAAUAAUCAUAGGAUAAUAACUGUUUGCCAAAUAUUGUUCAUCUCUGUGCAAUAUAGCCUUUGUAAGUUCAUUUAUUGCUUAUUCCUAGCUUCAAUUUUUGGCUUUGCAGACUUUCACUGCAUAUGUUCAACUUCGACAGUGAAAACAUUUUUAUCUUUAUAGAGAUAUUUGAACAACUUUUUCCCAUAGUUAGAUUAAAGGCAACUGACCUAAGAUAGGAUUUGCUUGUUUAUACUUUAAAUGAAAUUACUGCCAGAUAGUUCUGUUGUAUCUGUACUAUAAAGAGACAAACAUAAUUUGGCAAUAGAACUGCUGGAAUUUGCCUUGUUCUACUUAAUAAGUGUUCUUCAUAACAUUGAUUGCAACAUAAUAAAUUCUUUUUAUUGCUGGAGAAUUUCAAUAGGGCUUUAAACUUACCAAAAGACCCAGGAAAUAAGUGCUAACCAGAACUGUAGCUUAGAAUUAGAGACAUAGUAAACUAGGAGGUUACACUUAGCUUUUCAUAAGACCUUUUUUUUAAUUGUUGCUUACUUAAAUAUUCUUUCAUCAUUAUUUAUAAGAUAUCACUGAGGUUUUGAGAAAUCUAAAAUGUUUUCCCAACUCUCCCUGAUGCUUUUCUUAACAUGUAUGCAUAGAUAUUUUAAAACUCUUAUCAGAGGUAAUAUUUUGAGAUCAUUAUUAGCCUGAAUUGACUAACAAUGAUGUUGUAUAGCAGCUUCAGAGUGAGGGCAGAAAAUAUUAUCUCUGACUGCUUGUUAGAAAAGAGUUAAUAAAUCCCCAACCUUUGCUCAGGACUAAAUUGAAAAACUCUCACCAUGACUAUUUUGACAUUUGAAUAUUGUUGUCAAACCUCUUAUGUCCAAUCCAAGACUUCUUUCUGGUGAGUCAAAAUAAUUUUGAACAGAUGUUAAUACAUGAGUUUUAUGUAUAAAUAAUUAUCAUGUUAGAAUCAAACAUGAAAAGCUGCCAUUUUUUUUCUUUUAUUUAGGUUUGUGUGUUCAGAUAAACCUGUUUAGAUUGUGCCCAGUGUGAUUCGAUUAUCAUCUGUUUGCAUCAUUAUUUUAAUUGACCUUCCAAUCAAAGGAAUAUACUAUAUACAACAUGCUUGGACAGCUCCCUCUAGCUUUUGAUUAUUUAUUUUUCUGAAUUUCAAAAUUUGUUUCCCCUGAUUCAAGAUUUAGCUAAAAUAAAUGUCAAUCACCUUUGCCUCUAUAAAUUCACUUAAGAUGAAAGACUAAGAAUUUUUGUCAGUAUGUUUAACUGUAAAAACCAAGAACAAUAAGAAAUUAAGUCUCAUAUUAGGUAUAUUUUGUGGUAAUCAAAGGAAUGAGGACAUUUCUGACAUUUCAAAACUUUAUUUUCUUUAUUUUAAAAAAUCUACAAUAUGAAUUUUUUAAAUGAUUUAAAUAUUGUACAGUCUGGAUUUUGUUUCCAAUGGGGCAGAUACAUGGUUCUGGAAGAAUAAAUAAGCAUUCCAUUAUAGUUACUGCUGCCUUCAGUUUGUCUCAAGCAAUGUAGGAAAACAUCUGUUUGCGCAAGAGUUUAGGUCCUGACUGUUAGGGAAAUGGAAAUAGGGUCUAUUAAUUAUAUGCAGUUUACUGGUGGACAAAUGCCAUUGGGUUUCACCCUCUAUUUCCUCUGAGAGGAAAAAUGUAGAGUAUAGUGAUAUAGAUUUACUAAACAGAUUGGUAAACAGAGAGAGAUUGUAUUUUUUGACCAAAGUUAUUCAAUAAAAUUAAAGAGGAAUGCUCACUUGAGAUUGGUUAAAUUGGACUUUAGCGUAUCAUAAUCUUACAUAUUUGGAAAUAUUAGAGGAAUUUGUAGCCAGUGUAAGAACUGAAAUUCAGUAGGACAUAAUCUAUUGCUGCUGAAUACUUAUUAGCAUAAAAUAAUGGGAAUUAAAUUUUAGAAACACCUUUCUGUUUUGAAGCAAGUACAGUGACAUUUUAUGUCACUAUCUGUGACACAAUUACUGCCCAAUAAAUUAUUUAUCAAAUGAAUGCUACUUAUAGAUUAAAAUCUUUGGACCUAACCAGGUUAGUCAAUUAUAUCCUUUGACCACAUUCUUACCUAGAAAUAAGAUGUUCCGAGGCUUCUGAAAUUUAAUAUGAUGCAUCCAAUAUGGCAAAGUGUUGUGUGAGAAAUAGGCCUCUGUGACUCAAACUGUGGUUUAAAAACUCCUGGAUUAAUAGAGACAGAUAAAUGGGAUGCUCAGAUAUCCUUUGACUGUCCUCUUCAGAGUUCAGUCAGUCCUGGCCAUAUUAGGACAUUCCUGACCUUCAGCUCUAUUAUGGUAACCGAUUUCGAGACAUUAGGGGGGAAGAUUGCAGCCUGUGUAAUCUUCAUUAGUGUUUCUUAUCCUGCAAAACAAACAUUGUAAUUGUAUUUCCAAGGUGUUUUCUUUGAGUUAGUGGAAUAACUAGAUUCAUGUCCAUGAUUAUUAUUGAGAUCACAAAGUAUAGAAUUAAAAACAUAAUUGGAAUCUAAUGUAGCUACACAACCAUACAUGAAGAAAUUUUCUGAGAUAAAAAGAUUCCAAUUCUGAAUUUGAGAAUACUUUUUAUAAUAAGUUUUUUAUACACUUAAACCUCAAGGCCACUGUAUUUUAUAUGACUCUUUUUCUGAGCAAAACUCAGAUCUUUUGUGAGCUGCUUUCAGCAAAUGAAUAUUGAAGUCUUUCCAAAGGUCGAAAAAGAAGGAUGUUUCUGUAUUCAUGUAGUCCUCAAAUUAUGAUCACAAUUGGAACCAGAAUUUCAUUCUUAAGCAAGGCAGGUUUAUGUGAGUUGUGCCUGAUUUUAUGACCCUUUUUGUCCCAGUUAACGAAUCACUGCAGUUGCUAAGUGAAUCAUGUGGUUAUUAAGUGAAUCCAACUUUCCCCAAUGAUUUUGUUUCUUGGAAGUUGGCUGGGAAGGUUGCAAGCAGCAACCCCCUGGUCCCAGGAUGCACAACUAUAGUAAAUACAUGCUGGUUGCCAAUCACUUGUAUUUUCAUCCCAUGGUUGUGGAGAUGCUGCAACAAGUGUGAGUGUGAGGAUUGGUUGUGUCACUUUAUUCAGUGUUGUUGUGACUUUGAACAGUCACUAAACAAAUGGUUGUAAGUCAAGGACUACCUGUAUUCCAAAAGAGUGUUUUGAAGAUCCUGGAGUACCCUGGUGUGCAUAUCAAUAAUGAUCCUCAAGAUGAUGAAAUGGCAGUUGUUUUUUUUCCAUCUUUCCAUGCUGUGUGCAUUCUGCAACCUGCCAUCUACAUUUAGCUGGUGCUUCAGCAUUGUUAGAUUGCAGACUUAUCUUCCAAAAACCAAAUUUUAUUGGCAGACAAAUUAAGGGAUUAUGGAUUUAUGAAUAAAGAAAUAACUUCUUAUCUAUUACGCUCAGAUUCAGCCAAACAUUUCCUUGUGUUUAUCUUUAAUUGGGUCUUCUUAGUUAACAAUGAGUUCAACCAAUUACACUAUAAGAGUAUUAGAAUGCGCAAAUUGCACUUCUAAUCUUUCUGGAUUUAUAUUGCAUGACAAUCUGGAUUGUUUUAGAUGUCACACCAUGCCCUCUAGACACAAAAUACUAUUUUUCUCCGUCAGUUAAAAUAUAAAAUAAGCAAUUUAGACAAGCCAAGAAUAAUACUUUGAGUUGACUUUUUAAAUAAAAUAUUUAAACUUAGUCUAAUUGAUUAGAUGUUUUAGUUGCUUUAAUUUAUGACUGUUGAAGAUUUUAAUAUUUAGAAUAUGCAGUAGUUUAGUCAAAAGGAAAAAGAGACAAUUGCCUUAUUGAAUGGUGCAAUAUUGGUUUUUACUCAAAAAAGGGCUAACUUUUUGAAAUAGAAUUUAAGCUACUGUGAAGAAUAUUAAUUCAGUGUGUAUUAGAAAGUCUGCAUAGACUAGAACAUUUAUGAUUUUAAAUCAGUGUAAUAAACUUUCCAAAAUAUAGUCUUUCCUAAAAGAUGUGACUAACUUUUGAAUAUAAAUACAAUUUGCAAACCUUUUUUCAAGACAGAGUUUUACUUUCAAAUUUUAAUUAAUUUCCAGCAAAUUUUUCUUGAAUGUGCAUAUGACACAAAAGGAAAUUUGCUAGAAACUGUAUUAUUGUUAAAAUAGGCAGAUAUUCUUAUACUAUUUGUUAAAAAAUGCUUUUGGUCCAAUUCUGCUGUUUAGGCAAUGUGAAAUUAGUUUAAACUUUCCUUUAUUUUUUUCUAAAUGUACAUCAUAAAAUGAAUCUUAUACCUAGGAAAUCAUUGUUAUACUUUAAUCAUCACAGUGAAUUAAUCUCAAUUUGGUACCUGACAUCUGGAUUUUUCUCUAUUUUCCUGAAGAAAGAAACAACAAAACAGUCUUUGUCUACAAAACCCAUAAAUUAACUAAAGAUUAUAGGACUUUAGGUUUUUUAAAAAAAUUUAACCAUGAUUAUUCUCUGGAAAUCAAAUACCCUUCAAAUGUUUUGGAGCAACUUCCAUCAUUUCCAAACAGUUUGGUCAAUGUUAAUUGCUUGUACCUAUGAUAGAUAUUUCUUUAAAUUAUCAAAUAACAAGAUAUUUGGCUUCAAUUUUGGAUUCCCAUUGUAAACUAUGAUUAUGCUGCUUCUUUGUAGCCCUUAAGCACUUUCAGUGUAUAUAUUCAUAAACUUUGAGCUGUGAAAUUAAAAUGUUCUGUGGUGUGAUGAAGAUGGCAGAACUUUAAGUAGGCUACUAGUCUGGCAGUGAUGAAAUACAAAAUUUAGUGUUCCUGUAAGAGAUUAAAAAAUCCUAUGAACUAGCAAAGCAUAACUGCACAUAGUGUUAAUUUGCAGAUGAUAGCAAAAAGUGGCAAACUAAUUUCCUGCCCUCUCCUAUGUCUUCUAUUAAAAGUAUUUUUAUGUUAUUUUAUGUUAUAGUUUGGUAUACUAUUAUAAUCUAAAAUGUAUUGAGUCAUCACAUUUCUUUCUUCUAUUCACUAUCCUUUAGGCCAAAAUUAGUCCAGGAUUUAAUUCGGUUUGUAGUUUAUCUGUAUGAGUACAGUAAAUUGGUGAAUAAUUGUAAUGAAGGACAAUAUCAAAAUGUUAUUUCUUGAAAUGGUUUCUCUGAGAUAUUUGUAUAUAAGAGAAUGUGUCCUCAGAUCAAGUUAGUUUCAAUAGUAGCACCAGUCAACCUUGUGGAACUUAGUAGACAUAGAUGAUCAUGUUAUUAGCCGCUUCCAUGGGAUUUAGAAAGGGAAGAAUGUGUUUUUAUCCAAACGGCAACAUUUUUUUACUAAAACCAUCUUUGUUAGUGUUUAAUGUGUAUCUGUCUGGAACUAGCAUGAGCAAGAAUUAUUAUUAGAUCUUAUUACAUACAUACAACAAAUCAUGAUGUUUUACAUUAAGUUUCAGUAACUAUGUGUUUUUCCCGGCCAAAGAUCAGUUGGCAUGAUGGGGUGUUAUUUUUAAUAAAAGAGGUAGGGUCAAAACGAAUAUGUCAGCAGGUCAAAUUAAAAAUUAAAUUCUCCAUGAUUUAAAUUUAUAUUGAAAUUUAGUUUUAUUUAAUAUAGAUCAAAUUAUUUAAUUGUUUAAAUAAAGUCCACAUUAUCACUUCUUAUAUGUAUUUUAUAAUUUUCCCUGUCUAUGUAGCCUACUUUGGAAGGACUUCUCUAAGCUACAUCCCACUUCAUAGAAGUUUGUGAAACCAGGAAGGAGUUAUUGGAUCAUAAUGGCUUCAUUUCACUUCAUUCUUGACUAGUUUUAAAUUAAUGGUCUUUAUUAUAUACAAAAUGGGGAACUUUGGGUGGAUGAUUGUUAUUCUUUGCUAGUGUUAAAACUCACCUCCCAGGGUUAUUGCUGUGGGGAAGAUUGAAGCAGGAAGGAAUAUUAGGUAUAUUUGUUGCCUUGAGUUAUUUAUAAAAAUAAUUCACAUCACCUGACCCAAGUUCAGUUGCUUUUUUGUUUUUGAAAGACAUAGCAGAUUCAUAAACAUGGACCAAGGUUGGACCAAGGUUGAACCCAGAGGUAUCUGCAAAGUGAUCAAAGGAUUAUAGAUGAUGAAAGCUUUAUGGCACUGUUGAAAUUUAAGCUUGGCUUCUUCUGUACUUACAUUUUGACCUUCAAUGUACAUUUGAAAAGGGCAAAGCUUAUGUUGCAAGACUGCUAUGCUGCUUUUAUCCAUUUGUUGAAAAAAUUGCAUUCUGCAGAUACAUAUGGUUGAGUCUCUGACAAGAUCAAUGGACCAUAUAGAUGGUGUUAAAUAGAAUAGAAAAAAUAAUUCUCUAUGUGGAAGACUAAUUCUGUUCAUAUAUGUUCUCUAUGUUUCAUUCAUGGCUUGCUUUACUUGUUUGCAAAAGUUUUGAUAACUUUAUGAAAUUAGAACCUAAUUUUUGUUGAAAACCCUGCAUUCUAAUGUAGAGGUUUAUGUCAAUGUCAGAUCUAUCCGAUAUUUGUAAAAUCUUUCCUACCAAAACUGCUGUUUAUUUAAAACUGACACAGUGUUAAUGAAUAUUACAGAGGUACCUGGGGCACCUACAGAGAAGUCAAAAAAGUCACAAUGGUGACAGUGCAAAAUAUUGCCCCUUUUUCACAUAUGUGACACACAUGAAAAGGGUAGAGCACAGAGUCAUGCCUAACAGACUCAGCAAAAAUCCCACAUAAAUUGGUUUGAGGAUCUUAUGUUAAUUAUUACAUUCUGAAAACAGAAGCACUUAUUUCAACAUAUUAGACUAAGACGUUAACUGUAGCCAAUAUGAUUCAGUUACUAUUUAAAUCUGCAAAUAUUUCAAAAUGCAGUUCUACAAAUAUGUAUUACAUAGUAAGUAUUGGAUUUUGUGAAUGAAUGUAUCUGCAACUGCACCUCACAUAUUUUCAUUUUUUACAUGCUUGUUUUGUACCAGCUUGCAUUUUUCUAAGAAUCUAUUUAAGGAGAUACUUACUCAAAGUUAGCUUCCAAGCAGAAAAGGCCUAGGUGUGGGAUUUUGUUUUUAGAUAAAUUAAAAACAACUAAGGAUAAUUACUAAAUACAUACCAGUAUAUGUGCAAUUUGCUUUAAGUCCCACUGUUUAUGAUAGGAGACUAACAAAACGUUUCCACUGCUUUCUAUCCUUGCUGUUUCACCAUAGCUAGCAUACUAGGCAGUUCUAUAUUUUAUCCGUUCUUCCCACCGACUCUAAUAGAAUGCAUUUAAAUUUGGAAAUUCCUAGGCAAGUAUUGGACUAUUUUUUGUGGAUGUACUUGAGGCUCUGGAUGGGGAGAUAUACAGCCAUUUGCAUUACCGCUGGUAUUCCUUAGACUCCUUUAGUCAGGAACUGCCAGGAGAAAAUCUGAAUUGGCAGCCUGUUCCAGCCUAGUCUCAGAGGACCCUCUAAGAGAAUAUCUUGCAGAGAUUUGGCGCUCUUGAGGCAGAUUAGCCUGCCUCCCAGGAGGCAUGGAUUGGUUUCUUUACCUAUAUGCUGAAAUCAUUCCUCUAAAAACCAGGCACUCUAUAUUUUGGUUGGAUUUUAUCUAAUAUUUGUAAUGAAUCGUCAGCUGCUUAAGUGCAUCCAAUUGCAAAGGCUGUCAAACUGAAAGUGAUUAUGAAACUUCAACUCUCUGAGCUAUUCCUUAAACUCAGUCAAAUUAAACUUUUCAAAUGCCUCAAGCCAAUUGAUUUAUAGUCAAUGCCUUCUAUCUAGAUAAGCCUGAGAGUUGAAAUGCAAUCAUUUGAAGAGUGGAGCCUGGAGAUAAUGAUUUUCCUGAUGUAAUUAUUUUUCGAUUAAGCAACAAUCCUACCGUGCUGCUUUAUUUUAUAUACAAUUAUCUAAUAUUUUGUUAACCUGAUUUCUGAGAAAUGCUCUUUAAGAAACCUAGGAACUGUCCAACACAGGAAGAAACCUCUCUCACUCUACUAUUACUCUAAUUCCACAUCAUAAUUCAUUUGUUUCUGAUGGUUGAGAGGAAUCUCAUUGCACAUAAUGCUGUUGAAGGGCUGGGUGUUGAGAUAGCAUACAGACAUCCCCAUCACUAGAGGGCUCUUUCAUAAUAUAUUUUACCCCUGUUCCAGGGGAGUGAUUUCUAGGUUGGCCUCGAAUUAGAUUCAAGCCUACCUCGAAGCAAAGACUGGAAGUGAUUAAGUAAUAUUAAGUAAAAAAAUCUUGGGAUAACAGCAGCCUACCUCCAGUACGACAUGAGGACAGAUGGCAACUACUCUCAGUAUGAAUGCUGCAAACUUGUGGUAUGUUUCAAAGCUUGCAAGGCUGUGUCAUAUCUUUGGGGUUUCCCUUUCAUUGGAAUCAGUGGAACUCCAUCCAAAGAAUAGAAGGAAAGUGAGUUAUCUUUCAGGAGAGUUUCUUUUCUUAUCUGUUUAAUAUGGAAAAAUUCACUUUAUAAAUAUUUGAAAGAGAGCUUCCAACUUUGGCACUAAUGGAAAUACUGGAUACUUUUCAUAUAUAUUUAGAAGGUUAUUUGAAAAAGAAAUGUUCUGUCUUUUUUAUAUAAUUUUUAAUCAAAUACAGAUAUUCUGAUUACUAUGUCUUGGUUUCCUAUCAGGCUGUACAUGCAAAAAUAAAACUAGUUCAGGUCUCAGAAUCUCGAGUUGGGGGUGGGGGAACCAACCGUUUGAAGUGCUUUGCCAGCUUUUGGUAUAUUGUGCAUUUUGUGUGUGUAUAUAUAAUAUAUGUAAAUUAUAAAUAGAUAUAUAAAUAGAUUCAUAUGGUUAAAUGUUUAGUGUUUUUUCACUGUUCUCCAAGGAAAUAAAGGUGUUUUGUAUUGCUUUAUGAACUGAUUUAAAAGACUUCAUGGGAUAACUAAAAUAUUUUACAGCUAUUUCAGCCCAGAAAUGGGUAGUUCUGCUCUGAUGUAAAUCUCACGAUUGUUUUUGAAAGCAGAAUUUUAGGUUUUAAGCUGGCCCUACUGAAUAGUACCAGGUAAAAUGCACUUUCUCGUGGCAUGCAGUCUAUUUUCUCUGAAUGAGCUUUCCAAACUAGAGACCACAACACGUUUACAUUUGUGUGUGUGUGUCCUGUUUUCUUCCCUGCCUAACAAGAGUUGCAGAACUUGAAAUCUUUAAUCUUUUGGGCGAAGAGGAUGGAAAGAAAAAUAAUAUGCUACUGAAGUAAUAGGACAUAAGAUCUAUCAUUAGGAAUAGAUUAUUAGUCCAUCUGUUAAAAUCCAUUGUAGUGAUAGUCUCGGUAAGUGAGCUGUACUUUGUAAUUCUUGGCUGUGACAAAUAUGCCUUUGCUUUACUUGUCAUAAAACUGUUUUACUGUUAAUGGCUAUUUCUUUGGUUGCAUUUGCUUGAACUUAGUCGGAAGACCUUAUUCAGACUGUUAUGAUGUCCAUAAAUGCAAUUUAAAUGCAUUUAAAAUUGAUUUGCUACCAUGGAGUGUGCUGAAUUAUUUCAUUUAAUAAAAGCCUUUGUGUAAGUGU